AAGCAUAUUUUUCGCGUUUAAACGUCUUCUUACGUACAAACAGCACGAUUUAUCGCACAUUCACAACGAUGUUUUGAAGAAUUUUUUUCAUUCAUAAAAUUACUUUAUUCCACUUUCUUCUCACUAUUUCAACGAAAAAUUAUCAAAAACUUCUACGUACAACUUCGCCGAGUAAACACACAUGACGUAUAUAAUUCGACACGUCUUCGAUAUAAAUUAUUGCGACUUAGCACCAACCAUUGUUCAGCGUAUCUAUGAUAAUAGCUACAUCUGUUUUUCUUGCCAUAUGUGUACUGAGCAAAUUGAAUUUUUUCGAAGAUCAAUAGGUGACGUCGCGUCAUGGUGUAUUACAGCGAGCAAAUGGCUUAUCAAAUCAUGCAUACAUAUUUUUUCGUAUAUAAUAGACAUUAUUGUUUCGAGAUUGAGCAGUUUUACUUAAAACUAUUAUCCGUGAGCCUAUAGCAGCGAAAGAAUAGAGGAACACAAUAAGCUAGUUGAGACUUUAUAUCUUGUUGUUUUGCGUGAAUGAUCAAAUUGUGUCGGGGCUGAAUGACUUAAAAGAACCAAAAUGUUGUUAUCAAUUGUACUAGUUGUAUGCUUAAUCUCGUCCAUUCAUGGAGAAAAGCUCCAUGAACACAUGACAAACGAUGAGAUUCUAUCGGUAUUCAACGUUCACCAUGAUGCUGUAAAAGGCCUAGAUUACCAACUUGUGAAGAUCAUCCAUUUAGACCCACGCAAUGUUUCUGAAGGACGUAGAGUUCGCACACGGAUGUCGCAACCCAAUUUGCAUUUGAAAGCUUUCGAUCAAAACUAUACGUUGUAUCUGGAAGAAAACGAUAAUGUACUCCUCGGAAGUAAUACACCAGUUUUCAUAGCCAAGCUGAGACCGCGUGAGAGGAGUGGUUUCAGCAAUGAUACUAAUAAUAUUGUUUAUUCACGAAUCAAAUACCCUUUGCCGGCCAGUUUCAAAAUGUAUCACGAUGUAGAAAACAGAGCUGCUGUUACGUUGCAACAUGAAGACGAUGACAAAUUUCAUGUCAACGGUAUCGUUGGAGACGACAUUGUCAUUCGUUCGCUACCCAAACGUGUCCACGAUGAAGUUUUGAGCAAAUACUCGACCAGAUCCAAAAGAUCUUCCAUAUUCGACGACGAUUCAUUCUACUUCGACAACCCCUUUGCUGACCCUAACUCCGUCUUCAAAGAUACCUACAAGACAACCCAUCACGUAAUCAUAAAGCCAAAUGUAAAUGAUAACCGACCAGUUUUUGGAUCACUUAACACUUUCUUGAACGAGAUAAAAAACAAUUACUUCAACAACAAUGAAGACGACUCAUUCAGUGGAUACGUCCCUUGGAAAAACUUACAUAAAACCUACAACUUUUCUGGACCUAUCUAUAAUCGACACAACGAUUCCUCCACCAGCUUUGUCAGCUGGGAAGGUUCUUACAAACCAUAUAAUCCUUCCGGACGCACAUACGUAUCCCACGUGAAUUUGCGUCCUAUGUACGAGCCUUUCAACUGGCGUCAAGAUACUAAAGCUCCUUACACAAGGCGUCCGACAACAGGGCUACCGUUCACCUGGUGGCGACAACCAACUUUACCAACUGUGACCUGGUACCAACCCUCCAUCAAGGACCCUGCAAGCUGGAUUUUCCCAACCACAAAGAAACCGUUCACCGGUUACACCUUACCCACCAGAAAGCCAACACCUGGCAGUAGAUUGCCAAUUCAUACUAGAUUCCCACCUAGGAUUCCUACUACCGUGCCGACCAAAAAACCGGUAACUUCAACUACUCAGAAUAGAAUCCCUGUUACUCCUGCUCCUGCUGGAUCAGGAACUAAGAGAUCAGAUACCGUGUAUCCUCAGCUUUUGAUUACCAUCGAUUACGACACAUUCAAGGCUCAUGGCAGCGAUGUAGAAGAGGUUUCGAAAUACAUGGCCGCUUUCUGGAACGCAGUGGAUUUGAGAUACAGAGAAUUGAACAGCCCAAAUGUGCGACUUAACAUCGCUGGUCUUAUCAUUCCAAAACAACCAAACAGUACAUCGUAUAUGGAAGAAAACAAGGUCCGUGCCAAUUCUGCAUUAUCAGAGGAAACUUUGAAAACAAUAGGCAAAUACUUUGCUAAGAAUUUUAAAGAAUUCCCCAAGGAUAUGUAUGACAUUGUUGUUGGUAUGACCCUGAGUGAUUUGGGCGAUGUCGACGAAGCAGGUAAAUUCAAUGGUGGAACGACAGGUAUCGCAUAUCUCAAAGGUGCUUGCAAACUCGAGUAUGGAUUCGCCACUGGACUUGUAAGAGAUACAGGUGGCUUCAACGGUAUAACCACUGCUGCCCAUGAAGUGGCCCAUGCACUAGGCGCACCACACGAUAGUAAAGAACCUGCAGAUGCCAGUCAAGGACCUUGUUCCUGGGAAGAAGGUUACUUGAUGAGUUAUAACAGGAAAGACAAGAAGGGAAUGCACUUCUCUAAUUGCAGUGUCCAAGCUAUGCAAGAUUACUUCAGGACCCCAGAAGCUAAAUGUUUAAAAAACAAACCUAACACUGGAUCCUCAUACCCUAAACUUCUUCCGGGAAAAAUACUCAGCAGAGACGAGCAAUGCAGGAGGACAAUGGGAAACACUUGGACUUCUUACGUGGGGUAUGAAUCCAACUGUGCAACGCUUUGGUGCAAGGAAAAUGAUUCUACUACUAUUACAACGCAUUACCGCCCACCAGCUGAAGGAACUUAUUGUGGAGAAGGAGCUAUCUGCCUCAAUGCUGAAUGCGUCAAAGAUCCUGAACUAUCCCAGUAAAAAUGUUCAUGAAUCGACUUGAAAAUUUUGUAUGUAGUUUAAAUAUUUAUUCACAGCAAGAAUUGAUGUGAUAAAAUUAUCUUCCGGGAUUUGUAUUUUUUUACGUAAUGUACCAUAGAUUUAAUAAAUAUGAAUGAAAUAUAUAAUCAAAUAA
This is a messenger RNA of Nasonia vitripennis (jewel wasp), 2945 nucleotides long. RefSeq names its product A disintegrin and metalloproteinase with thrombospondin motifs 18-like. The record is from RefSeq and is a predicted model, not a curated record. The coding region runs from base 569 to 2791 and encodes 740 amino acids. Gene Ontology annotation, biological process: proteolysis. The transcript is spliced from 13 exons. Gene Ontology annotation, molecular function: metalloendopeptidase activity. Lineage: Eukaryota; Metazoa; Arthropoda; Insecta; Hymenoptera; Pteromalidae.